GCCGAUCGACGCGUGACCUCCAAGAUUCAGAAAGCGACCCCACCUGCGCAUCCGCGUCUCGCUGCUUUCGCUGCAGGGGCUUCUCAUAAACGGCGUGGGAAAACUCGACGCCGCACUCAAGAGAUCAUACAUACUUCCUACACGCCUUGCACGACGAUAACCAUCACCUCUAUAUCCUCAAGAACUCAGAAGGAAGCAUAGCGAAAAUGGCCCCUACAAAGGAACUGAAGGAGUUCAGCGUCCAAGAUGUCGCUUCGCAUAACACGGAAGAAUCGCUGUGGAUCAUCAUCGACGGCGUGGUCUACGAUCUGACCCGCUUCGCUGAUCUUCACCCCGGCGGUUUGACUGUGCUGUUGGACGUCGCUGGGAAAGACGCCACGCAGGAGUUCUAUGGUCUUCAUCGUCAAGCGGUUCUCACGCGACUCGGCCCGAAGUAUGAGAUCGGCCGCAUCGCUGGCCACAAGCAGAAGAUCGCUAUGGCCAAGCCAGGCGACAUCAGCAAAGUCCCAUAUGCCGAGCCCGUUGCAUGGCAAGGAUUCUACUCUCCAUACUACACGGAGUCCCAUUUCAAGUUCCGUGCCGCCCUCCGCAAGUUCUUCGACGAAGAGAUCCUGCCCGACGCACCGAUGAAGGAGGAAGCCGGUGAAGCCGCGGAUGAUGAGACUUUUGCGAAGUUGGGCGCCGCUGGCAUCCUUGCGUGCCGUAUGGGUCCCGGCCCGCACUUGAAGGGCUUCAACCUACCGGGAGGAGUCAAGCCGGAGGAGUUCGACUACUUCCACGAGCAGAUCGCGCAUGAGGAGGCCGGUGGUGUCGGUCUUCCUGGAUACCAGGACUCUCUCGGCACGGGAAUGGUCAUUGGACUGCCUCCUGUCAUGCACUUUGCCAGGAAAGAGGUCAAGGAAAAGGUCGUCAGGGAGGUCCUCACCGGGAAGAAGCGAAUCUGUCUGGCUAUCACGGAAGCCACCGCUGGAAGUGAUGUGGCGGCGAUCGCAACAACGGCAAGGAAGUCUCCUUGUGGAAAGUUCUACAUCGUCAACGGAACCAAAAAGUGGAUUACCAAUGGAAAACAAUCGGACUACUUCUCGACAGCCGUACGCACCGGCGACGGACCUGGUGGAAUCUCCAUGCUUUUGAUUGAGCGAAGUGAGGGAGUGGAAACGAAGCAAAUCAAGACGUCUUACUCAGCCGCGGCAGGUACUGCGUACAUCACAUUUGAGAACGUAAAGGUCCCGGUCGAGAACCUUCUCGGCAAGGAGGGUGGAGGAUUCCAAGUCAUCAUGUUCAACUUCAACCACGAGCGUUGGUUCAUCGUCGCUGGCGUGACCCGGGGCAUGCGUAUGGUAGUCGAAGAGUGCUUCAAGUGGACUCAGCAGCGUAUGGUGUUCGGCAAGCCUCUCAUUGAGCAGCCUGUCAUCAGGGCAAAACUUGCAAAGAUGAUUUCCGAAGUAGAGUCGGUACACCAUUGGCUCGAGAACAUGACAUACCAGAUGACAAAGAUGGACUAUAAGGAGGCAUCAGUGAAGCUUGGAGGACCCAUCGCCCUGCUCAAGCUGCGGUGUACCCGCGUCGCCACCGACAUCUCUGACGAAGGCUGCCAGAUCUUCGGAGGACGCGCCAUCACAAAGACUGGAAUGGGAAGGUUGAUGGAGGGUUUCCAACGGACCUUCAAGUUUGCUUCUAUCUUGGGGGGAAGUGAAGAGAUUAUGGCUGAUCUGGGUGUACGUCAAGCAAUGCGCUUCUACCCUACAGACGCCAAGCUUUAGAUAGGUGUCUUCGCCGUGUGUCUGUGAGAAUGUGGGCGACGGGGACUUACCUUUUGAGCUUGAGCGAAUAAAUAAGUAGAGUUGUCAACAUGAGCCAGCAUUCAUGUUUGUAUUUGAUUUCUAUCGCGGUGCUUUGCAUAUACUUGAUGGAGUUGUCGUUACCAGAUUUCCAGGCCAUUAACUUUCGGAGAAAUGAUGCAGAGAAUGG
Messenger RNA from Fimicolochytrium jonesii, 1971 nucleotides. Its product is annotated as acyl-CoA dehydrogenase/oxidase. The record is from RefSeq and is a predicted model, not a curated record. The coding region runs from base 207 to 1763 and encodes 518 amino acids. The transcript has 8 exons. Gene Ontology annotation, molecular function: acyl-CoA dehydrogenase activity; flavin adenine dinucleotide binding. Lineage: Eukaryota; Fungi; Chytridiomycota; Chytridiomycetes; Spizellomycetales; Powellomycetaceae.